Molecule: messenger RNA, 996 nt
Organism: Erinaceus europaeus (western European hedgehog)
Lineage: Eukaryota; Metazoa; Chordata; Mammalia; Eulipotyphla; Erinaceidae
Product: olfactory receptor 6S1
Exons: 1
Coding region: 1-996 (331 amino acids)
Biological process (GO): G protein-coupled receptor signaling pathway
Cellular component (GO): membrane
Molecular function (GO): olfactory receptor activity; G protein-coupled receptor activity
Source: RefSeq, a predicted model, not a curated record
AUGGCUCCUGGAGGGAACCAGAGCAGUGGUGUGACAGAGUUUGUCCUGGCAGGUUUCCCAAAUCUCAAUGACACAAAGGUGGAACUAUUCUCCAUCUUCUUUCUGGUCUAUUUGCUAACGCUCACCGGAAAUGUGCUGAUCGUUGGGGUGGUCGGAGCUGAUGCCCGCCUUCAGACUCCCAUGUACUUCUUCCUGGGGAACCUGUCCUGCCUAGAGAUUCUGCUCACUUCCGUCAUCAUCCCCAAGAUGCUGAGCAAUUUCCUCUCAAGGCAGCACACCAUUUCCUUUGCUGCUUGUAUUACCCAGUUCUAUUUUUAUUUUUUUCUUGGGGCCUCUGAGUUCCUGCUGCUGGCCGUCAUGUCUGUGGACCGCUACCUGGCCAUCUGUCAUCCUCUGCACUACCCCUUGCUUAUGAAUGGCAUGGUGUGCUUUUGGGUGGCUUUGGCCUGCUGGCUGGGGGGACUCCUCCCUGUGCUUGGCCCCACUGUGGCUGUGGCCUUGCUGCCUUUCUGUGGGCAGGAUACUGUCGUGCAACACUUCUUCUGUGACAGCGGCCCACUGCUCCGCCUGGCAUGCACCAACACCAAGAAGCUGGAGGAAACUGACUUUGUUCUGGCCACUGUUGUGAUUGUGUCCUCGCUGAUGAUCACUGCUGUGUCCUACGCUCACAUUGCCCUGGCGGUUCUGCGCAUCCCUUCUGCUGCAGGCCGUCAGAAAGCCUUUUCCACCUGUACCUCCCACUUGAUGGUAGUGACCCUCUUCUAUGGAAGCGCCAUUUUUCUCUAUGUACGGCCGUCACAGAGUGGCUCUGUGGAUACUAACUGGGCAGUGACAGUGGUCACAACAUUUGUGACACCUCUUCUAAAUCCAUUCAUCUAUGCUUUACGCAACGAGCGUGUCAAGGAAGUCUUGAAAGACAUAUUUAGGAAGGUGGCAACUGGCUUCUGGGCAGAUCUUCUACUUACUCAAAGUUUCAAUAAGAAAACAAUGAGGUGA